GAUCUGUCCGUCCUUGUAAGUUUCCCCCAAGGUUGGGACCUAGACGUGCGGCAAAUUCAUGUUCUCUGGCACCGUAGUGGUCGUCGCUGGCCCGAAUUAGAAACCAACUGCGAAUUCUUCGUGCCUCAGAUUUGUUGACCUACAGAAUGCUUCGGUACCCAUGUUUUUGUAGAAUCUAUAAAGAAUUUCUUUCAUGCUGGUUGGAAUCUGGCAUAUUUAAUUUAGGUGUCUGGCCAAAAAAAAUACAUGAUACAGCACAAAGAAAUAAUGAAUAUGAAGCCCAGGAACAAACAGAUCAAACUGGAACUCAUGAGAAACACAGAUCUCAAGAUAGAGAUUUCGAAGCUAUAGCUAAAUUACAUAUUCCAGUAAUGGUGGAUGAAGUUGUUCGUUGUUUGGCACCACAAAAAGGCCAGAUUUUUCUAGAUAUGACAUUUGGUUCAGGAGGACACACAAGAGCCAUUCUACAGAAGGAGUCAGACAUUACUCUGUAUGCCUUAGACAGAGACCCAGCAGCUUAUGCAAUAGCUGAACAGCUUUCAGAAUUGUAUCCUAAACAGAUCCGAGCUAUGCUAGGCCAGUUCAGCCAGGCAGAAGCCUUAUUAAUGAAAGCUGGAGUGCAGCCAGGAACUUUGGAUGGAGUUCUUUUGGAUCUUGGGUGUUCCUCCAUGCAACUUGAUGCUCCUGAGAGAGGUUUUUCCCUUCGGAAGGACGGGCCCUUGGACAUGAGAAUGGAUGGUGGCAGGUACCCUGACAUGCCCACCGCAGCUGAUGUUGUGAAUGCUUUAGAUCAACAGGCACUUGCAUCCAUCCUGAGAACAUACGGGGAGGAGAAGCAUGCCAAGAAAAUCGCUUCAGCAAUCGUUCAGGCACGCAGCCUCUACCCCAUCUCCAGAACCCAGCAGCUUGCCAGCAUCGUUGCAGGUGCAUUUCCUCCCUCUGCUGUUUUUGCACGGAAAGACUUGCUACAACGAUCUACCCAUAUUGCUACCAAGACUUUCCAAGCUUUUCGAAUAUUUGUGAACAAUGAGCUCAAUGAACUUUACAUAGGAUUGAAGACAGCUCAGAAGUUUCUGAGACCCGGUGGCCGCCUUGUUGCCCUCUCCUUCCAUUCAUUAGAGGAUCGCAUAGUCAAACGAUUUCUGCUUGGGAUAAGCAUGACAGAAAGGUUUAACUUAAGUGCUAGACAGAAGGUGAUACAAGCAUCACAGCUGGGGUCAGGUCAUAAAAACAAGGAAGGAGGCUUGAUAGGCAGGGCCCCUUUAAUGUGGGAAUUGAUACACAAGAAAGUACUUACUCCAGAAGAUCAGGAUGUACAGGAGAACCCCAGAGCACGCUCAGCCAAGCUUAGAGCAGCUAUCAAAUUAUGAGAAAGUUUUCAUCAUUUGAUCCUUCAAGUUUUUCCUUCACAGUUUCUCUCUCUCUUUUUAAUGUGGUAUUACUGAACAACUUCAUAUAAGAAAGUAUGAGAGAUAUAUAUAGAAAGAGUUGUACUACGUGUAUGUGGAAAUUAAGGGUAUUUACCAUUAUUUUCCUUGGAAAGAAAAUGUCAGAAAUGUUAGCAUGACACAGAAAGUUCAACUAAAGAAGCAUCAGCAUCUCAAAACUGGAAUUAUAUUUAACUUUCGAAAUGCAGUCCUUUCUCUAAUCAGGAAAUUUUUUUUUUAAAGAGGAAGAGUAUUAUGUGUGUAUAUCUAAAUAUGUAAACUCAAGCUGUCAAAAGAGAUUAUAAUUGUAUCUGCAUGCUUUAAAUUCUGAAUUUAGAUAUUCAUAUUUGCAACAGACUUUCUGUUGAUCAAAUAGUAAGGAUCAUGGAAGAAAUUUUAAUUUCUAUUUAGGAAUAAUUAUGUAGUACUAUAGUCCUCUUAAAUAUAGGAAUUAUGCAAAUUUUUAAUUCUCAAAUAUUAUUUUUAAGAUGCAUCAUACUGAUAAAUGUCAAUUUUGAUUUUACAGUAUUCAUUGUUUUAAAAGGAUUUUACAAUAUGAUAUAUACCAUUUUUUCACAUUGCAACGUAAAAAUGAAGAAUUGCUUUAAUAGCUCUCAUGGUGAAUAUUUCAUGAAACGUAUAUUUAAAGUCAAUUACGUUUAUAUUAAUAAUAUCCCAGAAUGCCUUUGACACAUAAUAAAAUCUAUUAUCAUUUGAAUCCUGCAUUUUUAAUUGAGAUAUUCAAAAUAAUUCAACCAAGUCUAUUUGAAAUAUGAUAUAUUAAAAAUAUUAAAAUGAGUGUGCCCCUAAUGUUUUUACUUACCCAGUAGUAACUGUAAUAGUAAAAUGCUUAUUUAGGAGAUAUUUACUUGGUAAGCAAUUCUUUAACAUAUUAAUGAGAUUGAUUCAUGAUUCAUAUAUCAAUUUUUUAUAUGUAAAUAUGCUUUUCUAAUUUUUUUAGUUAUUCAACAAGUACUAACUAGUCAGAGAAACAAAGGUCAAUAAAAUACACAUACCUCACAGUACCGGUCCUAUGGAGUAUAUAAUCUAGUGGAGAAGAGUAAUGGCAGUUAAAUAGUCACAAAAAUCAAUAUAAAAAUUUUUUUUAAAUGUCUGAAAUGUAUUUCUUUUUUUACAGAGGGAAAGAUCACAAGUA
Molecule: messenger RNA, 2583 nt
Organism: Neogale vison (American mink)
Lineage: Eukaryota; Metazoa; Chordata; Mammalia; Carnivora; Mustelidae
Gene: METTL15
Product: methyltransferase like 15
Exons: 6
Coding region: 147-1370 (407 amino acids)
Biological process (GO): rRNA base methylation
Molecular function (GO): rRNA (cytosine-N4-)-methyltransferase activity
Source: RefSeq, a predicted model, not a curated record